Baudoinia panamericana UAMH 10762 is the source of this 1446-nucleotide messenger RNA. RefSeq lists its product as uncharacterized. The coding region runs from base 1 to 1446 and encodes 481 amino acids. The transcript has 2 exons. Lineage: Eukaryota; Fungi; Ascomycota; Dothideomycetes; Mycosphaerellales; Teratosphaeriaceae. The record is from RefSeq and is a predicted model, not a curated record.
AUGCCGGAGCCCGUGACUGCAUCUGAGCAAGCAAAGCCUCCGGCUGCCAUUCCCGAAGAGCCAAAGCUGUCUCCGGCUGAACUGAAGAAGAAGGCAAAGGCGGAGAAACAGGCUCGAAGAGCUGUGCAGAAGGAGCAGCAGGGUCCACCGGACACAAGGCCGAAAGGUGGUCAGCAGAAGAGCCAACAGCCACAGCAGAAGCAGAACAAGCAGGCGAGCUUGGACAGCAAGCAUCAUGAACGUCCUGGAUCAUCACAGCAGUCUCUGCCGCUGCGACGAAGACCGUCACAAAGCGACGCCACCAAAGAGCGAGAGCAGCCGAAGAAGGGCAGUAAGCAAGUCGAGCUUUUCAGCCACCUAUACACUCAGCCUCGCCGCCAUACGAUUGAAGGAGCGUCGAAAGACAUCCACCCUGCCGUCCUCGCGCUCGGCUUCCAAAUGAGCAGCUAUGAGAUCUGCGGCAGCAGCGCGCGGUGCGUCGCCAUGCUCCUCGCCUUCAAAGAAUCGAUACAAGCCUACACGACGCCAAACAACUGGGCACUUUCCCGGCAUCUGAACUCGCACUACCUAAGCCCUCAAAUUGAUUACCUCAAAUCUUGCCGGCCUAUCUCGAUGUCUAUGGGCAAUGCCAUCCGCUGGCUAAAGAACCUUAUCGGCAAGGUCGAUCCGAACAUGCCGGAGCAAGAAGCCAAAGACUUCUUGUGCGGAGAGAUUGACCGCUUCGUGCACGAGCGUAUCACCAUCUCCGACCAGGCUAUUGCCACCACCGCCAGCGCUCAGAUCAGGAAAGGCGCUGUUCUACUAACUUACGGGAAGAGCUCUAUUGUCGAGAAAACCAUCCUCCAAGCUUACGCCAAUGGUACGGAAUUCCGCGUGGUCAUAGUCGAUGCAAGGCCUCUGUUCGAGGGCAAGCAGUUGGCCACGUCACUUAUGCGCGCUGGGAUAGAGGUGGAAUACCUGCCAUUUUCCGGCAUUACGCAUGCGGUCAAGCAGGCGUCUCUGGUGCUUCUGGGCGCUCAUGCUAUGCUCAGUAACGGGCGACUGCAGUCGAGGGUCGGCACAGCAAGUAUAGCUCUGGCGGCGCAUGAGGAGCACAUUCCGGUCAUUGUGUGCUGCGAGUCGGUCAAGUUCAGCGAUAGGGUGACGCUAGACAGUAUUGUCAUGAACGAGGUGGCGCCUUCAGAAGAGCUGUUUCUGCCAGCUCGUGUAGAAGCUCAUGCCGAGAACCAGGCCUCGAAUCAAGAAAUCAGUAAAGGUGGAGACGAUGCAAAUGGCGGUGCCGUACGGUCGCUGCGUGACUGGAAGGACAUUGCUGGUCUGCAGAUAUUAAACCUCAUGUACGAUGUAACGCCUGCAGAAUACAUUCGCAUGGUGAUAUGCGAGUAUGGAAGCGUGCCGCCAAGCUCGGUGCCUGUGGUUCAUCGGCUGGCGAACGAAGGUAUGUAA